This is a messenger RNA of Magallana angulata, 686 nucleotides long. RefSeq lists its product as uncharacterized. The transcript has 6 exons. The record is from RefSeq and is a predicted model, not a curated record. NCBI's taxonomy places the organism in Eukaryota, Metazoa, Mollusca, Bivalvia, Ostreida, Ostreidae. The coding region runs from base 97 to 432 and encodes 111 amino acids.
CGCAAAUGUAGAGUUGAGGUGUUAUUGGAUCGUUGUAACGCAAGUUUCUGUGUAUAAGUCAUUUGGACGUAGUUGACAAACUGUAUUUUGAUAGAAAUGGCUGAUGUAGCAAUGAGCGAAUUAAACCCGAAUAUUGUAAGUGAUGAACAAGUGGCACUGGUAACACUGUCAAAGACGACAACGCAACAAGAAGGACCUUUGGCGGCAGUAAUGUUCACAAAUCACAAUAAUGUCAUUCAGCAAAACUCACAGAUCACGCCCAGUUGUGUGAGCGUGCGGCUGCCACUGAAUGGAGAGUUGUUCGGCUACGACGUUGAAAUCCCGAAGGGUCAUGAGAUAGAUGUCAAUAGAACUGUUAUCAGGCCCAGAGCAGACAUCAUCGAAAUCACGAUUUUCAAAAUUGGUGCAUUUCAACUAAGGCGCCUAGCUUAGAUUACCAAGUCCGUAUACGGAACCUAUAAAAGAAUAUUUCGACUACUAUGCUUUUAAAUAUCGUAGUUUAGUUUUUAUAACUGAAAAGUGUUUUCUUCGACAUUUUAAGCUUGUAAUGGGUAUUUACCCAGAAAUUAUUGAAGAACAAUUGACGUACUUACUACAUGAUAUCGUAUAAAAGGUUUUAUUAUUAGAAUAUCCAUAAUGUACCCUUCAAUUAAAUGUUUUAUUUCAAAAUAAAAGAAAUCACUCUU